Symbiodinium natans is the source of this 822-nucleotide messenger RNA. The record is from the annotation of a GenBank genome assembly. Lineage: Eukaryota; Dinophyceae; Suessiales; Symbiodiniaceae.
AUGUCGAUCCGUGUGGAGGUCGCUUUGCUGAGCGGGAGGAGCGCCACCCUGGAGGUGGAACCUGACUCCUCCAUAGACUCCCUCAAGAAGCGCGCGGAGAGGGAGCUGGGCGUGGCUGGUAAGUUGGUGACGAGCGCCGGAGUUGGGUUGAAAGGGGAGGCUUCGAUCGCCGAGGUGGGCUUGCAGAACGAAGAGGUCCUGAGCCUGCACUGCAGGCCCGUGGAAGUGGCUUCGGCGCGCUUGGGUGCUUUUGCUGCAAUCCUCGGCGACGGCUCCGUCGUUGCAUGGGGGAUCCCGGGAAGCGAACACUUCGGCGCGGACAGUAGCUGCGUUCAGGAGCAGCUGCAAGAUGUUCAGCACAUCCAAGCAAGCGAUUGCGCCUUUGCCGCCAUUCGUAGCGACGGUCGUGUUGUGUCUUGGGGCCACCCCAAGGGAGGCGGUGACAGCAGCGCCGUCACUGACCAGCUGCGGAAGGUGCAGGCCAUCCAAGCUGCCGAGCGUGCCUUUGCAGCCAUCUGCCGCGACGGCCGCGUUGUGACUUGGGGCCACCCCCAGCGGGGCGGCGACAGCAGCGCUGUGCAGGAGCAGCUGCAAGACGUGAAAUGCAUCCAAGCCUCCAUGAGCGCGUUUGCUGCCAUCCUCGGAGACGGCUCGGUGGUCACCUGGGGCGACCCGAUCCGGGGAGGUGACAGCAGGGCUGUCAGGGAGCAGCUUGCCGACAUUCAGGAGACUGUUGCCGAGUUCCUGGGUUGCAGGACGUGGUUCAUAUCCAAGCCUCCCAGACUGCCUUUGCUGCUCUUCGUGGCGAUGGCUCUGUGGUGA